UUUAUUUAAGCGUAUAAUUAAAUUAUCACAACUAUUUUCCUUCGCAAUUAUAUUUAUUUUGUACUUUGAAUUAUUCCGAGAAUUAAAUCAAUAAUUCCCCACUAUUAAAUUAUCGGCCCAAGGAUUUAAUUAAUCUGACCCAAAAUAAUUAUUUACUUAGUCCACCUUAUUUCUCCACUUUAAAUUUUAAAGCCCAACACAAAUUAAAUGGAGCCCAAACCAAACAAAACAUCCCACUUAAUUGUUGAGGCCCAAUUUCUAAAAAAACAAAGGCCCACUAUACUCUCAUCAUCCCCACGCCUCUCUCUUUCUAUCUCCCUAUCUCUCAAUUUCUUUUUCUCUCGACAAAUUGAAGCUAACUCUCUCAGAUUCCCGUUGGCUUCUCCCUUGAUUUCACCGGAGCUGGCUACUGCUUUCUGAUUUCGCCUGAGAUGGCUACUUAUUUCAGCGAUUUCGCUGCCGAUUCGUCAUCAUUUUCCAGCCCCUGCGUCCGUAAGACGCCGCUGCUCCGUCGCCGCCGGGAAGAGCUACUGCUGGCCGCGUCCACGCUGUCGCUCAACGCCGGUGCCGUUGCCAUCGCGUUCGGUCACAGCAUCCACGCGGUCGCCGUCGGGUUCUCUCAGCUCCAGUGCCGUCCCCGUCGGGUUCGGUCACAACAGGCUGCGGUCAGCCACCGUCAGAAGACGCAGCGCCACCGCCGUCUGCAGUUCGCCCCUGCCGUGGUCCGCUCGCUGUUCGAGCAGCCCCGAAACCAAUCCGAUCUAUCCCGCAAAUUGGUUACAAUUUAUGAGAUGCACAAAAAUGAGGCUAUUGUCAGGGAAUUGAUGUACCUUUGGAGAGAAGAAAUUGCCUAGCAGCAAAAUUUAAAAGGAAUCACGGCAGUUCUGUUUUCCUCUCAACUUUUGUUUGAUCGAGCAGUUGCAAUUCCAAGGAGAUUUGUCUACAUUGUUUUCCUCCGAUUUUGAAUGUAUGAGAUUGUGUUGUGAUUAAUAUAGAGGGACGGUUGUUACAGAUA
This is a messenger RNA of Salvia splendens (bonfire salvia), 1015 nucleotides long. RefSeq lists its product as uncharacterized. The record is from RefSeq and is a predicted model, not a curated record. Bases 432 to 854 code for a protein of 140 amino acids. The transcript is spliced from 2 exons. NCBI's taxonomy places the organism in Eukaryota, Viridiplantae, Streptophyta, Magnoliopsida, Lamiales, Lamiaceae.